Staurois parvus is the source of this 315-nucleotide messenger RNA. The record is from the annotation of a GenBank genome assembly. NCBI's taxonomy places the organism in Eukaryota, Metazoa, Chordata, Amphibia, Anura, Ranidae.
UUGUACUUCAAGCUGUACUGUUUCCUUGACUUGGAGGAUAUACCUAAAGAAAGUGUGGAAUACACUUUCCUUUUUGAGCAGGUCCAUGAAGCAGUGAUCCAAGGUUACCUACCAACAAAUGAAGAGACAUUACAGUCACUGGCUGCUCUCCGUCUGCAAUUCCUCAAUGGUGACUUUUCCCCCAGUGCACCAUUUCCACGACUAGAGGAACUGUUCCCAAUUUACAUUCUUCACUCUCGUGUUUUGGCAUCUAGCAAGCCCCCUGUAAGACCAAGGACUCCCUGCCCUAGCUUUCACAAAGGCUUUUUCUCUGGA